AUGUCGCGAGCAGCAGGUCGCCGCCCAGGGCUGUCCGCAGGACAAUUGGCCGCUGCAACCGCAUCUCCUCUCCUGUCUCUGCUGCUGCUGCUCGCCUGCUGUGCGUACACUUGCAGAGGUGUGCCAAUAUCACCUCAAAGAUUACAGCCAGAAAAAGAACUACAGCUGUGGAAUGAGAUGCGUCAAGCUUGUGCGUCCUUUCUGUCUGUUGAUUCCCAGCCUGAGGCAUCUGCUGCACUGAGGAAACUUUGCCGUGUAGUGAUGGAGAUUUCCCAGAAGCCUCAGGAACAAAGUGAGAAAGAUGAUGCUAAGAGGUUCUUGUUUCAUUAUUCGAAGACACAGAAGUUGGGAAAUUCAAAUGUUGUGUCGUCUGUUGUGCAUCCGUUGCUGCAGCUCGUUCCUCAACUGCAUGAGAGAAGAAUGAAGAGAUUCAAAGUGAGCAAAGAAUACCAUGGUCCACUUGCUGCUCACAGUAGGGGGUACUUUUUAUUCAGUCCGCGCAAUGGGAAGAGGUCAACAAGCUUCAUUUAAAAUGGAUGUCAAAUGAUCUGUCAUUGAAAACUC
Messenger RNA from Grammomys surdaster, 564 nucleotides. RefSeq names its product neuromedin U (gene Nmu). Gene Ontology annotation, biological process: regulation of smooth muscle contraction. Bases 1 to 531 code for a protein of 176 amino acids. Gene Ontology annotation, molecular function: neuromedin U receptor binding. Lineage: Eukaryota; Metazoa; Chordata; Mammalia; Rodentia; Muridae. The record is from RefSeq and is a predicted model, not a curated record. The transcript is spliced from 10 exons.